This is a messenger RNA of Talaromyces proteolyticus, 1275 nucleotides long. Its product is annotated as putative NADH-dependent flavin oxidoreductase. The record is from RefSeq and is a predicted model, not a curated record. Gene Ontology annotation, cellular component: intracellular anatomical structure. Gene Ontology annotation, molecular function: FMN binding; NADPH dehydrogenase activity; NADP binding. NCBI's taxonomy places the organism in Eukaryota, Fungi, Ascomycota, Eurotiomycetes, Eurotiales, Trichocomaceae. The transcript is spliced from 2 exons. Bases 1 to 1275 code for a protein of 424 amino acids.
AUGUCUAACCGUGACAGCGUCCCCGACCUAGCCGUUAAGCCUGCAAAGGGUAUCUCAUACUUCACCCCGGCGCAGGAUCCCCCUGCAGGAAUUGCUGCCAAUCCUCAAUCCGAUGGAGCAGAGAUCCCCAAACUGUUCAAGCCUCUGACUAUCCGAGGUGUCGAAUUUCAUAACCGUAUCGCCUUAGCCCCUCUCUGCCAGUACUCCGCUGAAGAUGGUCAUAUGAGUGACUGGCAUAUGGCACACUUGGGCGGAAUUGCUCAGCGUGGUCCCGGUUUCCUCCUGGUUGAGGCCACCGCUAUCGUCCCCGAAGGUCGCAUUACUCCCCAAGACCUCGGAUUAUGGAAAGAUUCUCAAAUUGAGCCUCUCCGCCGGGUUAUUGAGUUCGUGCACAGCCAAAGUCAGCUUAUCGGCGUCCAAAUUGCCCAUGCAGGCCGUAAGGCGAGUACCGUCCCGCCAUGGCUGUCCAUGGGCGAUAUGGCGACAGAAAACGUUGGCGGGUGGCCCAAGAAUGUCAAAGGGCCAUCUGACAUUCCUUUCUCAGAUCGCUUCCCGCAACCGAUAGCAAUGACGAAGCAAGACAUUGAAGAAACAAAGCAAGCAUGGGCUGCCGCUGUGAAGCGCGCUAUUCAGGCAGGCGCCGAUUUCGUCGAGAUCCACGGCGCUCAUGGAUAUUUGCUAUCCUCUUUUCUUUCACCCACCAGCAACAACCGAACAGAUGAGUAUGGUGGAAGCUUCGAGAACCGCAUCCGUCUCGUUCUCGAAAUUGCACAAAUAACCCGUGAGGUGGUUGGCCCUAAUGUUCCGGUUUUCCUGCGAGUAUCGGCCACUGAGUGGCUAGAAGAAGUGAAGCCGAACGAGCCCAGCUGGCGUAUUGAAGACACCGUGCGACUAGCCAAAGUUUUGGCUGAGCAGGGUGCAAUUGAUUUGAUCGACAUCAGCUCUGGUGGUAACAAUGCCGCGCAAAAGAUUCAUGGUGGUCCUGCCUUCCAGUCCCCUUUCGCGAUCGAAGUCAAGAAAGCUGUGGGAGACAAGCUUAUCGUCGGAACUGUUGGAUCGAUAAAUUCAGCCAAGCUAGCCAACAGCCUUGUGGAAGAGAAAGGAUUGGAUUUGGUUCUUGUUGGCCGCGGAUUUCAAAAGAACCCUGGUCUUGUCUGGCAGUGGGCUGAGGAGCUCGACUUGGAGAUCGGCAUGGCCCACCAGAUACGUUGGGGAUUUGCCUCUCGUGGAAAUACAAAAUAUCUACCCAAGCCCAAGCAGUCUAGCAAGAUCUGA